Paracoccidioides lutzii Pb01 is the source of this 1026-nucleotide messenger RNA. RefSeq lists its product as hypothetical. The record is from RefSeq and is a predicted model, not a curated record. The coding region runs from base 1 to 1026 and encodes 341 amino acids. The transcript has 3 exons. Gene Ontology annotation, molecular function: protein binding.
AUGCUCUUCCAGGACCUUCCACUGGAGAUUCGGUUUCUUAUCCUGGGCCAUGCAAUCAAUCCGUAUUUCAUGGUGUGGAGAUCCGGGAGAACACCCCAGCAUGUAGUUUGGAAACACAGAGUCUCUGCCAGUCUUUUGGUUUGCAAGGACUGGAAUGCAAUUGUCCGAGAUCGCCUCAAAACCGUACCUCCUGAGCACGUCAUCAGUCGGCUCCCCGAAGCACUGGCUUUCCCAGUCGUAAAACAUAACAUAAAUAGGAUUUCCAAGUUGGACGAAGAUGAAUCCAUGACGGAAUCUGACGGCGAUCGUGAUGGUGAUGUUAAUAAGGAAGAUCUCAUCACCCAGAAGCUAGGAUAUAGCCUCAUCUGUUCCAUUGAUCGCGGAUUUAGAUCCUGCGUGGGUCUUCUCCUAGAAGCUGGCGUUAGUGUCAACUUCAAUGACUGGGGAGCCAUGUGGCCGCCUCUUCUGAUCGCGUUUUACGUAGACAACAUGGAGAUAGCCAAGCUUCUCCUGAGCCAUGGCGCCGAUUUGUAUAUGAACGAUGAGGAUGAUAUGACCUACGUAGGAUACUCGGUUCUCUGCGGUGCAGCGAGGAACAGCCUUCUGUCUUUGGCAACGAGGUUGUUGGACAGAGGUGUGCCAGCGCGGUUGGACGGUCUAGACAAGAAUCCCCUUACCGGAGCCCUUUCUAACAACGAUGUCUGUCCGCGUCUGUUCUGUGGGUACGAUUUCCAUGCUCAUCGCGACAGAGGUGCGGAUAUAAACGCUUGCGACUCACAAGAAGCAACCCCUCUAACUUCUGCCAUCGCACCCAAUGAAACUGUCGCCAAGUUCUUAAUCGAGCAUGGAGCGGUGAUUAAAGCGGACCAUAUCCGGGAAGCUGUUAAACAAUGCUCGCUCCCAUUCCUGCAAACACUGGUCGAUAGGGCUGGAGCAGAUUGGGCUGCCAAAGUUGCUCUGGAGGAAGCUGUACUGUGUAACAAGGUCGAGUUCGUCCAGUGCUUUCAGCACAGGGCGUUAAGCUAA